Molecule: messenger RNA, 1521 nt
Organism: Aspergillus bombycis
Lineage: Eukaryota; Fungi; Ascomycota; Eurotiomycetes; Eurotiales; Aspergillaceae
Product: putative pentachlorophenol 4-monooxygenase
Exons: 1
Coding region: 1-1521 (506 amino acids)
Molecular function (GO): FAD binding
Source: RefSeq, a predicted model, not a curated record
AUGGACAAGACUUGGGAAGUUAUUAUUGCUGGUGCUGGGCCAGUAGGCCUUUUUAUCGCAUGUGAAUUGGCCACAGCUGGCGUGUCGGUACUUGUAUUGGAACGAGACACACAGCCAGAGUCGCCUUGGAAGGAGGGAUUACUUGGUCAUCGUGGUCUCUACAUCCCAUCAAUUGAGGCAUUUUAUCGGCGUGGCAUGUUACAAGAGAUUUUCGGUGACGAGAAGCGCCCGAUGCAUUUCGCGAAGACUCAAGGCUUCCAGUUCGGGGGACAUUUUGCGGGCUUGGUGCUCAAUGCUAACAACAUUGACUUUUCACACUGGCCGUAUCACUUGCCAGGGCCGUCCUUUCUGCCUGGUCCAACCUCUAUUGGACGUCUCGAGGCUGUGUUGUCGAAACGUGCAGAGACACUUGGUGUACAAAUCCUUAGAGGCAUGGCAGUCUCCCACCUGACCGAUGAAGGCGACUCCGUGAAGGUAUGGGCCGGCAACAAGUCCUUUACGGCACAAUGGCUCGUCGGAUGCGACGGUGGACGCAGCACAAUUCGCAAAACUGCUGGGUUUGAAUUUGUCGGGACAGAAGCGCAGUUCACUGGUUAUAUUGCGGCGUGUGGUCUCGACCAGCCAGAAUUAUUGCAGCCGGGAUUUACGCACACAGAUUCGGGGAUGUAUAUAGUUAGCGGGCCUGAACAUCUGCUUGUUAUCGAUUUCGAUAGGGGCUUCGACCGGUCUCAACUCAUUACACGGGAACACUUUCAAGAAGUACUCCGACGGGUGUCGGGUACAGAUAUAGUUGUCAAAGCACUUCACCUAGCCUCCUCAUUCACUGAUCGCUCAAAGCAAACCACAGAGUAUCGCAAAGGACGCAUCCUUUUGGCUGGCGAUAGUGCCCACAUCCACUCCCCAUUGGGCGCGCAAGGAUUGAGCACAGGGAUUAGCGAUGCAAUGAAUCUCGGCUGGAAGCUUGCGGCUACCGUUAAAGGGGUUGCAUCUCCUGGUCUGCUCGACACUUACUACCAAGAGCGGCAUCCAGAGGCCGCACGCGUGCUAGAGUGGACUCGCGCUCAAGUGGCGACAUUACGCCCUGAUCCUUAUGGCCAGGCCAUCGCGAAUACCAUGCAGGACAUGAUUAAUACACAAGAUGGGGCUACUUACUUCGCGGACCGCAUCUGGGGACUUUCCCUGCGCUACGACCUGAGCGAUGCACAUCGACUGGUGGGAUGUAGCGCCCCUGACUUUGAAUUCGAUGAUGGACUGCGACUUGGAGCUAAGUUAGAGAAAGGAUCCUUCUUGGUUAUUGACUUUGAGAGCAACAGCCAGGUGGCAGAGUUUGUGAAGUCUUUGCAGCCCUUACAGUUCAUGAUCGAAUACUGUGGAUACAGUGCAAAGGAGACAUUCGGGCUCAAGGUAUUACUGUUACGACCUGAUGGUGUCGUCGCAUGGGUGGCGACGGAUGAGAUUGAGGUCAAAAGACUACAGGCUGCAUUGUCUCGUUGGGUAAGUGUGGCUGUAAAGAAGGCGUGA